Messenger RNA from Oryctolagus cuniculus (rabbit), 688 nucleotides. RefSeq names its product zymogen granule protein 16B (gene ZG16B). The record is from RefSeq and is a predicted model, not a curated record. Lineage: Eukaryota; Metazoa; Chordata; Mammalia; Lagomorpha; Leporidae.
GUGCGCACGGGCAGGCCGGCGAGAGGGGCUGGGCCACGCGCUGGACUCAGGUGGCUUCUCCUCUCCCCAGAGCCUUGUGCCGUGCCGGCUGGGACACCUGGACGCCAUGCUACUGCUGCUGCUGGCCCUCGCUCUCCUGGGGACCCCUGCCUCCUGGGCCGAGACCAUGUAUGGACUCCAAGGAGAGAAGUUUUUCAGCACCUAUGUGGACGAAGACUAUGACAUCAGGGCGGUUCGGAUAACCACGAAUCUUCUGGGCCAGAUUCAGAGUAUCCAGGUGAAGGUCGGCUGGGUCUGGGACGCUGUGUACGGAACCACCGGCUGGAAGACCCAGGAGCUCAUCCUGCAGCCGGAAGAGCACAUCACGUCCGUGCAAGGCCAGUACCUCCUCAAAAUCUGGAGGCUGACCCUGUGCACCAACCACAGCCGCUGCGUGGAGUUCGGGAAGGCGGCCGGCAAGCCCUUCUCUGCCCUCCCCACCGAGGACGGGCAGGUGCUCAAGGGCAUCUUCGGCUUCCUGGCGUCCCCCGGCUUUAAGGGCCUCGGCUUUCGAUGGGGCCCUCUGCUGGCAGAGUCGCUCCCUGGCCCAGCCUGUAACGGCACCAAGUGAGCGUCGCGGAGCCACGGCAUGGGGACGCAGGGGCGGCUGGUCCUGGGGUAACUGGACCCCACCAGGCAAUAAAGCUUU